AGCUAGCGACUGACCCUGCCCUUCAACACCAAGGCAGAUAUAUUGUUGGUACCUCUCUGACGGCCGGACUCGUAGUAGUACCACAACGACAAACGACCGCAUAAAGGGGCUCUUUGCGACCGCGACCCGUCCGGCGACGCGUUUGCCCUCGCCCCCGCGUUCGCAUGGCACGCCACUCGCCCGACCUCCAGGGAGCUUGACCUUUUUUACUUCUCUCCUCGCCCCCCCCCCAAGACGCGACGAGCAAGCGGAUCCAUCGGUGCGGUGCGGAUUGACUGACUACCUACUACUGCCCCCGCCCCUUGCCCAGCUUCAUGUGCCGCCGCCGCCGCCGCCCGCCAUGUCGUUCCGUCCCGUGAGCCCGGGGAGUCCCGCGGGGGAGGCCUCGCCCUCGUUCGCGCAGACGGGCGCCGAGUUUACGCUCGACGACAGCAGCAGCGGCGACGACGACGACGAUCAUCAUGAUGAUGGCUAUGACUAUGACUAUGACGACAAAGAGGACCUUCGCUCCGAGGUGUACGGCGGCGGCGGCGGCGGCGGCGGCGCUGCUGCUGCUGCUGCCGAGUCCUUUGAGAUGGUGGAUCGCAUCGAUGAGGCCGCCGCCUCGACCACGCGCGCGAUGAGCACGGCCAGAGGGAAGUGGCGGCGUCGCCCCAGCGCGAGCAGCACCGCCGCGAGCUUCCAGCUCUACACGCCCGACGAGGAGCGCGCCGUGCGCCGCAAGUUUGACAGGCGGUUGGUGCUGUUUGUGACGCUACUGUUUAUGCUCAGCUUCCUCGACCGCUCCAACAUUGGCAACGCGCGCAUCGCCGGCAUGGACGAGGACCUUCAGACGGAUCCCCCGCGCGACGACUGGUACGAGUGGGCGCUGACGGCCUUUUACGUCUCGUACAUUGCCUUUGAGUGGAUGUCGCUGCUCUGGAAGCUGGUCCCCGCCCACGUCCUCGUCUCGGCCGUCGUCUUCACCUGGGGGCUCACCGCCUCGCUCCAGGCCGUCGCCCCCUCGUACCCCGUCCUCGUCGCCCUGCGCGUCCUCCUCGGCAUCGGCGAGGCCGGCUUCACCGGCAUCCCCUUUUACCUGAGCUUCUUCUUCCGCCGCGACGAACUGGCCUUUCGCACUGCCAUCUUCAUUUCCGCGGCUCCCCUGGCCACGAGCUUCGCAUCGACGCUCGCCUGGGUCAUUGUGCGCUUCGCCGAGCUCAGCCCCAUCGCCCCUUGGCGACUGCUCUUCCUCAUCGAGGGCUUCCCCUCCGUCAUCGUCUCCGUCAUCGCCUGGGGCGUCAUACCCGAUUCCCCGCAGACCGCCUCGUACCUCACCAAGCGCGAGAAAAAGGUCGCCCGGCUGCGUCUCCGGCACGAGGCGCCGGCCCUUGCCGCGAAUGAUGCCGCCACCGACACCGCCGCCGACGCCGCCUACGGCCUCCGGGGCCGCGACCUCGCCGCCGUCUUCUGCGACCCCGUCGCUUGGAUCACCGCCGCCAUGUUCUUCCUCACCAACAUGGCAUACUCGUCCCUCCCCGUCUUCCUCCCCAAGAUCAUCCACGAGAUGGGCCACAGCACCCUCGCCGCCCAGGCCCUCAGCGCCCCGCCCUACCUCCUCGCCUUCGUCGUCGUCCUCUUCACCGCCCACAUGUCGGACCGCCUGCGCGCCCGCACCGUGCCCAUCGCCCUCCACGCCCUCGCCUCCGCCGGCGGCUACGCAGCCCUCGCACUCUCCGAACCCCUCCGUCUCGCCCCCUGGCUGCGCUACCUCGCCGUCUACCCCGCCGCCGUCGGUUUCUUCAACGUCGUCACCCUCGUCAUCGCCUGGAGCAUCAACAACCAGGCCAGCCAGACCCGCCAGGGCGGCGGCUUCGCCCUUCUCCAGCUCGUCGGCCAGUGCGGGCCGCUCGUCGGCACCCGCCUCUACCCGGACGCCGACGCCCCUUACUACGUGCGGGGCAUGGGGGCCUGCGCCUGUGCCAUGCUCUCCGUCGCCGUCCUCGCCGCCGUGCUACGCUUCUAUCUCCAGUUUCAGAACCGCAAAAUGGACCGGGCCGAGGCGGAGUGGCUGGCGGGUGCGGAUACAGUCGAGGAGGAGGGCCUGGUCGGCGACGGGAGGCGAAAGAUGGCGCCGUCUUACAUGUUCCGGUAUAUGCUGUGAAGCGAGUGCUUGACACGAGCUGCGCACAUCUUGUAUUAAAUACCACUUUGAAUAGUAACGAAUCACGGCUAACGGUCGAGCGACCUGUAUGUGGUAGUCACCGAG
Molecule: messenger RNA, 2248 nt
Organism: Purpureocillium takamizusanense
Lineage: Eukaryota; Fungi; Ascomycota; Sordariomycetes; Hypocreales; Ophiocordycipitaceae
Exons: 3
Coding region: 341-2143 (600 amino acids)
Biological process (GO): transmembrane transport
Cellular component (GO): membrane
Molecular function (GO): transmembrane transporter activity
Source: RefSeq, a predicted model, not a curated record